AUGGACAAUAAGGCCUUGGAACCUGAUUCUGUGAGUCUCCCCAUGGAGGAGGCCGUCCUGUGUAAUGGAGGCAGCCCGCCUGUAGCUCAGCCUCAGCUGCAGCAGGAUGCGUCCAUGCUGACCCACCUGAAGAAGGUUGAGAACCAGAUCACUGAUGCGCAGCGUUUCUCCCACCUACCCAAACGCUCGGCCGUGGACCUGGAGUUCAUCAACGUCUCCUACACCAUCCAGGAGGGACCAUGCUGGAGGAGCUGGAGGAGGAGAGGUUUCAAAGCCUUAUUGAAGUGCCUGUCUGGAAGGUUUUGCAGUCGAGAGCUGAUAGGAAUCAUGGGGCCCUCGGGGGCUGGGAAGUCCACCUUAAUGAACAUUCUAGCUGGAUACAGGGAAACAGGGAUGAAGGGUCAGAUCCUGGUAAAUGGGAAACCCAGGGACCUGAGGAAAUUCAGGAAAAUGUCCUGCUACAUCAUGCAGGAAGACAUGCUGCUGCCACACCUCACUGCCAGGGAGGCCAUGAUGGUCUCAGCCAACUUAAAGCUGGAUGAAACUAUGGAUGUGAAGAAAGAACUGGUGAAUGAGAUUCUGACUGCUUUAGGGCUCCUUGACUGUGCUCACACUCGUACCAGCUCGCUGUCUGGAGGUCAGUGUAAACGUCUGGCCAUCGCCCUCGAACUGGUCAACAAUCCUCCAGUCAUGUUCUUUGAUGAGCCCACCAGCGGCUUGGACAGCGUGUCGUGCUACCAGGUGGUCUCCCUAAUGCGUUCGCUGGCACUGGGAGGACGCACCAUCAUCUGCACCAUUCACCAGCCCAGUGCCAAACUGUUUGAAAUGUUCGACAAGCUCUACAUCCUCAGCCAGGGACAGUGUAUCUACAAAGGCACAGUCCCAUACCUCAUCCCCUAUCUGAAGACUCUGGGCCUCUACUGUCCUACCUACCACAACCCUGCCGACUUCAUCAUUGAAGUGGCGUCAGGAGAAUACGGAGACCUAAACCCUGUGCUGUUCGAGGCGGUCCAAGGUGGAAUGUGUGCAUUAGAGGAGAAGAAGAAUCAGUGUGACACCAAUGGCCAGUCAGUCUGCGCAACAAAGUGCCCCAUGGACACCGGCCACGUAGAGAGCCACACCUUCGCCACAAGCACACUAACACAGUUCUGUAUCCUCUUCAAGAGAACCUUCAUAACUAUAUGUCGAGACCAGGUUCUGACUCACCUCAGACUGAUUUCCCACAUCUCCAUAGGUGUGUUAAUAGGUUUGCUCUAUCUGAACAUUGGCAAUGAUGCCAGCAAGGUGUUUAACAACACUGGAUUUCUCUUCUUCUCUAUGCUCUUCCUCAUGUUUGGAGCGCUCAUGCCAACUGUGUUAACCUUUCCUCUGGAGAUGUCUGUGUUUCUGAGGGAGCAUCUUAACUACUGGUACAGUCUGAAAGCCUACUACCUGGCCAAGACCAUGGCUGAUAUCCCAUUCCAGGUCAUCUGCCCCAUCAUGUACUGCAGCAUAGUGUACUGGAUGACGGAGCAGCCACCUGAGGCCAGCCGCUACCUGCUCUUCAUCGCCCUGUCCACCUGCACUGCCCUGGUGGCCCAGUCCCUGGGCCUGCUGGUCGGUGCUGCCUCCACCUCACUACAGGUCGCCACAUUUGUUGGACCUGUCACUGCCAUCCCAGUGCUGCUUUUCUCUGGAUUCUUUGUGAACUUUGACACGAUCCCCAAGUAUCUGCAGUGGAGCUCCUACGUGUCCUACGUCAGGUACGGCUUUGAAGGGGUGAUCCUGUCCAUCUACGGGAUGAACCGCUCAGAGCUGGAGUGUCCAGGGAAGGUGUGCAAGUUCCAACAGCCUGAAGAGGUCCUGCAGCUGUUGGAUGUGGAAGAUGCGAAGCUCUACAUAGAUUUCAUCGUCCUGGGCGUCUUCUUCAUCAUCCUGCGACUGGCCACUUACCUCGUCCUCCGCUACAAGGUCAAGUCUGAGAGAUAGGCUUCGCUCGGCCCAUCUAACCUAAACUCACAGUCCUACCUAUUGUCAUUCCAGACGUGGACUCUCUCUGUGCACAGAGAACAUGUCGUGUCAUGUGGGAAUUUGUUUUCAUUUCAUUUUACUCAUUGCUGCUAAAAGGACAGAACAUAAAUCCUGAUUCUGUUCUCCUGCCAGCAGCUGUGGAGGUGACGGUGCAGAGCAGUGAGGAGUCAGCUUAUAAUCCACAUACACCUGUUUUACCUCAUCAUGACUUAACUCGUGUGCACAAAGAUACAUCAGCAGUGAGGAGACUGAGCCACAUUCAGCAGCGUAUACCGUACACUCCAUAAGAAAGAAAUGUAUUGAGAACGAGGCAGACGUGAUACAGUAGCAGAACGGACACGCGUGUUUGUUCUACACUGUGCUGCUGUUCUGUGUUUGGACUUUGGUCCACAAAACUGCCCCCCCUUGAGAAAACAGAGUGUUUACAUUGCUCUUAUAGCCAAAAACCUGCGGCUAAACUGUUGCACUGGAGAAGAAGUGUGAUGUCUUGUGCCUGAAAGAGUGAAAAUGAUUGAGCAUUUUUCAGUGAUAAUCAUGGGAUCAUUACAUAUGUACGCUGUGUGAAAGCAGUUUAUUUUUGUUCUAUAUUCUUGUUGUCAUGUGACUGAACUCGGGCAACAGUCCCAGUACAUUUACUUCCAAUCAUUGUUUGAGCUAAAUUGUUUUUUAACAUGUUGAUAGUUGUAAAUUAAGCUUUACUAUGAUUGCCUAAAGAAAUUUGGUAUUUUUUGUACUUCCAUAAUAUGAUCUAAAAUCGUUUAAAUCUUAGUUGCAAUAAUAAAGAAAAAAAAGUUAAGCCUUAAUCAGUUGACACUGUGCUGUAUUAUCUUUAGUACUCUAUGCAUAUGCAAUGAUAUUAAUGUAUUUAAGCAAAAUAGAUGAGUUCAUGUACGGUUAUUGUUUUGUGUCCACUCCACUAAAGCCACAAGGACACAACAUGCUCAUGCAGUCAUGUUUGGUGCUAUCUGAAGUUUCAUGUUUAGUUUGAAAUACAUGUUCAAUAAAAAAUAAAUAUGUAUGCAUCUGGACUGCACAUUACAAAGAUACUGAGCACUUAGAGAGCAACCAAAGAGAAUUCAAUGUAAGUGGAAGUACGUUACAGUGUGUUACCUGUUUUGUUUAUAUGUGUAUUAAUUCGUUCUUGGUUGAAGCAUAUUCUUACAGAUCAAACUGUAAUAGUACUGUACAGCUAUUUACACUGACUGAUAUUCCAAUAAACACUGAUCUCACUUA
Molecule: messenger RNA, 3243 nt
Organism: Stegastes partitus (bicolor damselfish)
Lineage: Eukaryota; Metazoa; Chordata; Actinopteri; Pomacentridae
Product: ATP-binding cassette sub-family G member 4-like
Exons: 14
Coding region: 1-1968 (655 amino acids)
Biological process (GO): transmembrane transport; cholesterol efflux; cholesterol homeostasis
Cellular component (GO): plasma membrane
Molecular function (GO): ATP hydrolysis activity; ATP binding; ABC-type sterol transporter activity
Source: RefSeq, a predicted model, not a curated record